UUUAUAUUUAUUUAUAAAUCCCCGCUUGUCAAUUCUAUUAAUAUACACUUCUCACUUUAUAUACGCUCUCUCUUCUUAAUCUGUCUUUAUUUUGCGUCAUGUCAUUUCAACAAUCAUCUCUUACUGUUGAAAGAAAGGUAAAGUAAUAAAAGUAAAAUAAAAGAGAAUAACUCACUCAAAAUGGUCAUAAUAGAAAUUACGUACCUUUAGUCCUAUUAUCUUAUUUCAUGAUCAUCAAUAUGUAGAAGCAGGUGAUCUACAUCAUAUCCAUAUUCCUUAUAGUGAUAAACGCCAUCUUGAUUUACACAAGAAAAGAAUUCAUGACAUGUUGGAAACAAAUGGCAAAUACUGGUUAGACAUCAUAACAUGGACAAGAGAUCAUCCUGAACCUCAUUCACCUGUACCUUCCUUAAUAUCCUCACCUAGUCCUCCUCCUGUCAUCGCUUCUUCUUCUUCUUCAAAUGUGGUUAAGCAUUUGACAGAUAAACCUAAUAAUAAUAAUAAACGCCGACGUGGGAACCUGCCUAAGGCUGUGACAGCCAUACUUCGUGAUUGGCUCUCCAAACAUAAAAAGCACCCGUAUCCUACCGAAGAAGAAAAGGCAGCAUUGGCAGCAGAGACUAACUUGAACUUGAAUCAAAUUAGCAAUUGGUUUAUCAAUGCAAGAAGACGUAUUUUACAACCUAUGCUUGAAGAAGAAGAAAGAAACAAUACUACAUUUGAUGUUCAUGAUUCAAUGUAUCAUGAUCGACGAGGCAAAAAGAGGUCAGCCAGCUACAGUAGCAGUAGUAGUGGUUCAGAAAGUGACGUCAAAUACCCUACAAAGAGAGUCAUGAUCAAUAGAAGAAGAAGUUGAGCUUUCUUUUAUUAUUGUUAUUAUGUAUAGUUUGUAUUAUUAACCCAUUUUAUAUAUUUUGCCUGGUGCAUUGUUAUUCAUUCAUUAUCUUAUAUAUUGUUAUUUCUAUAAUUAAGUAAAAUAAAU
Molecule: messenger RNA, 982 nt
Organism: Rhizopus microsporus ATCC 52813
Lineage: Eukaryota; Fungi; Mucoromycota; Mucoromycetes; Mucorales; Rhizopodaceae
Product: Homeodomain-like protein
Exons: 3
Coding region: 326-856 (176 amino acids)
Biological process (GO): regulation of transcription by RNA polymerase II
Molecular function (GO): RNA polymerase II cis-regulatory region sequence-specific DNA binding; DNA-binding transcription factor activity, RNA polymerase II-specific
Source: RefSeq, a predicted model, not a curated record